This is a messenger RNA of Pedinophyceae sp. YPF-701, 672 nucleotides long. The record is from the annotation of a GenBank genome assembly. NCBI's taxonomy places the organism in Eukaryota, Viridiplantae, Chlorophyta, Pedinophyceae.
AUGCUGGCGGCGAAGAUCGAGCGCGACGUCGAGGUCGCCUCCAGCGCAACAGCGCCGCCCGCGUCGCCGCGCAAGAGCGACGGGCCCGGGCCGGGGACGAAGAACGCCAAGAAACGCAAGCGCGAGCGCGGCGGUACCGAGGCCGCGCAGGCCGCCGAGCGAGACGAGGGCCCCGCGCCCCCGAGGGCGCCGGGGGCCGGCACGGACGACGCGAGUGCGCGCGACGACGCCAGCGGCAGCUGCAGCCCGCACGGGGGGCCGCUCGGCGUGCGGCUGUUCCGGCGCACGGCGCCAGGCAAGGUCUUCCGCGUGUCCGAGGGCGGGAUGACCUUCGUGCCCGGAGCGGCCCCCGACAGCUACCGCGACGCUCGCGCUGAUCUUGCAUCGCCGCGGAGGGGCGGGAGGACGUGGGCGGCGGAGUUCCGGCCGGUCGAGCCGCCGCGCGCCGAGGCGAAGCAGCGGCUGCGCGCGUGCGCGGUGGAUCCGGCGGCGCUGCUUGCGCGAGCGGAGCGAGGCGGGUAUGACGCGAAACAGCCCGGGGGUGUUUUGGCAGCGGGGCGGCGGGCGGAAGGGAGCGUGGUGCGCGACGGGCGGUGCGGAGACGUCGAGUACGGGCCCAGACGGCACGGCGUCGCGGGGGGCGCCGGCGCGGCGAAGUUGCUGGGGCUGUGA